UUCGCAUACGAUUCUUUAUACAUAAAACAGCUUCGUGCUAAAUUUUUUCGAAAUUAUAUAUAUACAAAUAUAUAUAUUUUCUACAAUUUUUGUUACACAAAUUAGUGAAGCGACUACACACAGGAUUCACCCACAUUGAAUACAUUCGCUACAAUUUGUCUAACAUAUCCUUUCUGCUAGUUAGUUUAUUUUGGGUUUUUUUUUCAAAUCUAUUUUUUAAUUUCGUGGUAAAAAUGUCGGAACCGAAAAGUGCCUCCCGUUGUGAGAAUCCGAAGAGUAAUAGGACCACCGAUUUAAGGGCACUUUCUAAUGCAUCGGCAUCGAGGAAAUCCCGCAUGCCCAGUCGCUUGCCUGUACGUAGUCAUUCGCUUAGUGGCUCAAAGAAGAACUCACCAAAAUCUGGCCCAAUACGUGCUACUUCGCCAUCACCAGCUCAAUUAAGACGCUCGGCGAUUAAGAAACCGGAUGUCGUGUCCACGGGUGAUAACGUUACCAAAACCGAAACGGAAAAACCGAAAACUAUUUGCAAACCGAAAUUGGAACCACGCAGUAAUAAGAUUGCACAGCAACGCCUGAGCCGUGCCACAUCUGCAAUGCCGGCUAAAACAAAUGUCCGUAAAGUUAUUCUCCCCCCGGAAAUAGACAAUAAGAAGAAACAGGGAAAUGUGAAGGCUACUGCAGUUCCUACUACUGCUACUGCAGUUCCUACUACUGCUACUGCAGUUCCUGAAAACCGUGUAGAACCAUUGCCGAGUGCCACGCCAACAUCUUCACGAGUAAUCCAAACGAAUGCAGCCCGAGCCUUUGAGGCCCAGCACAAAAAGUUGCAGGACUUCCAAUCGGAAUUCAUGCGCAAAUUGAGUCAACUAGGACGUUUGGGACAACACAAAUCGGAGCAAUAUAAAUUUGUGGCCGUGGUAAUGAAUGAGAAGUGCAAGUUGGUUGUGAAGGACGACAAUUUAGUUGGCAUGCCAAAGUUUUUGCCUGCUGAGUCAGUAUUUGAUCUGAAACAACGUUGUCGCCGCAUGGUAGACUCAGGAUUUGCAAUGAUGUCUGAUAACCUUGCCUCCAUACACAAGGCCAAAGACGAGACCGAAGCCAAUGCUGCACGGGAUAAGUUGCUCAACAAAAUGCAGGUCUAUUUGAAACAAGAAAUAGCAACACUAUUAGCUGAUAUUGAUCGUAUGUGUGGUCCAUCGAAUAGCAAGUUAAGUGCUCUUCAGUCUGAGUUAAACGAUGUGCGCGCCCAGAAGAACCUCCUGGAUAGUCGUAUCUUGGAAAUUAGAAAAGAGCAUUCCUCGGCCAUGAACCAGUUGCGUGUCAAUCAAGAGAAAGCCAUGUCAACGGAGUCAGAGAAACGUGAUAAGAUCAUAGCUAAUUUGGAGAAGUCCCUCACUGAGGUAAAGAAAAAUAAAGAACAAAUGGAAUUGGACUACAAAAAGGAGCGUGGCGAUAUGCUAAGUCCAUUGCAACACGAUAAUUCAAUUGAUUUGGCUAAGCGUGAUGAGAUAAUUGCAGAUCUCGAGGAGACUGUCAAGAAAUACAAAGACGAAAUGUAUUGCCUGGAGAAACGCUUAUAUGAUAGCAAGAAGAAGCAAGCGGAUCCAAAUGAGAAAUCAGAGAUAGCUAAACGUGAUCAAAUCAUAUCAGAUCUAAAGAAUUCCUUGCGUGAAGCCAUGGUUGAAAAGCAAAAGAUUGAGAUCAGCCACAACGAAUCGUCGAGUCAAACUGUUGAGUUGUGCGAAAAUGAUGAGAACAUAUCCGAACUUAAGGAUGCCUUGCUUGAAGCCCAGAAAAAGAAUAAGCAAUUUGAGGAAGUUUGCGCAGAGCAUAAAAAAAUAAUUCAUAAAUUGCGAAUGGAUCAUACGGUGUCAAUGUCAACAGAGUCGGGCAGACGUGAAAGGGCCUUUAUAGAUCUGAAGCAAAAUUUGCGCCAAGCCGAAGAUAGAACGUUGCACUUCGAGCGCCUUUACAAUGACAGUAAAGCGAAGAUUACUGAAUUGAAGAACCAAGUAAAGCAAAUGUCAGAUAAGCCAACGGGGACAGAAAAGAAAAAGAUCAUUGGAGGUGUAAACAAGUGCCUGGUGGAAACUCGAAAAGAGUUGUUAGCUCAAACGGAUGUGUUGGCCCAGAAGAAGCCCUUGGACAAAGACAGUCAAAAGGCAAUGGAAUUCCUUAACACUGAGGCUGAGAAACUUAAGACCAUCAACACUCAAAUGCAAAGUAGCCUGGAGAAGGCAAAUGAGAACUUAGAGCUUAGUCGUAAGAAUAUCGAAGCUAACGAGGAACGCAUUUCAUUCUUGGAGAACGAACUAAAGAAAGCAAGUGAACUAAUUCCUAGUCCCAAUCAUUUGGACGCAGGUUUGCUGGCAGCGAACCGCACCAUAGCAGAUCUAAAAUCACAAGUGAUUUCUCUAGAGCAGCACAGGAAUGUGAUUAGUGAAGAAGUCAAAAAGUUAAUGGCCCAACAUGAGGCCUUCGAUGAGUUGACUACGAAAUUCAAAGAGUCUCAAAUAGAUAUCAGUGAAUUGAAAGAGAAGCUAAAGGCGACUGAAAGUCAACUAAUGAAACGUACCGAAUCCGAGUUGAAGUUGCGCAAUGAGCUAAACCUGUCCAAGGAGGAACUGUGCAAAUUUGAGGAUCAAGUGAAUCGUUUAAGCGAGCAGCUGGAACGCGAUAAACAAUUGCUAGAUGUGCGUUCCGAGAUGAUCAAUACAUUGCAGAAGAAUGAAGCGGAGACCAGCAGCAAACUCGAGCACAUGUACAGUGAAUUCAAACAGAAAAAAGAAACCCUCACACAGGUAAAUGGUGAACUGAUCUCCAGAAAUGAAGAGUUUCGCAAUCUCUUCGGUACGCUGAGCAGCAAGCAAAUGGAGGUCAGACGUCAGAAUCAUAUAAUCAAGCUGCUCGAGGAGAAUAACAAAAGGGGUUCAAUGCUUCGUAUUAAACAGGAGGAGAGGAAUGCCGUAAUGCAAGAUGAGAUAUUUAGGUUAAGGAGUUCCAUGCGUGAUUAUGUCAAGGUUAUUAUAGGUAAUAACGGACAAAAUUGUUUUGAAGUUGUGACAGAUGCUGAAAUUUUAGACCAUCAACCAUCUGACCUGGAAAUUAAUCACACUUGCCCGGAUCUCAAUUGUAAAUUUCAUUGUCCGAAAAAAUCACUGGCUAAAACGAAUCAAAAGAAAAAGGAGAAAAAGCAGACGCCUAAGGCCAAGACCCAAAAGGAUCAUAAAAAUAAGUCGUGUACUCAACCAAAACUAAAUAAUGGCACUACCGUACUGCUAGAACCAAAAUUUAAGGGCAAAUUCCUUAAGAAAUAACUAAAUUUGUUGUAUUUAAUUCAUGUCUUAGUUCACAAACGAAAAAGAAUAUGUUAUGCUUUAUUAAUUCAAGUCAAGUCACAAGUAAUAUUUCAAAUAAACAAAUAUGUAUAACAGAGAA
Molecule: messenger RNA, 3438 nt
Organism: Drosophila willistoni
Lineage: Eukaryota; Metazoa; Arthropoda; Insecta; Diptera; Drosophilidae
Gene: salto
Product: nuclear matrix constituent protein 1a
Exons: 9
Coding region: 234-3317 (1027 amino acids)
Source: RefSeq, a predicted model, not a curated record